AAUGAUGUGUUAAACCCAGCCGGAAUUUUGUUUCUCUAUUUAUUUUAUUUUCAUUGCAUUUACAAAUUCAAUAUGUAGAAAAUAUUAAUAUAUGUUAACGGUUGGGAAAGCGAGUGGCUGCUAAGUUUGUUUUGAUCGGCACAUUCUUUAAAAGUCAAGCAAGUUAGUCAUCUCUUUUUUCUGGCGGACAGAAGCACAAGUGUGUAAACAAAGUAUAAAUGGAAAAGAAGCAGAUCAUAAUCGGGCUAGUGGUUGUCACUGUCGUGGUAGCUGUCGCCAUCACUUUAGGCGUCACACUAAGCAAAGAUGACGACGACGAUGGAAACAAUUCUGCUGUAAAUACAACCAGCUCUACAGUUAUUACGACUAGCUCUACAAUUAGUACGACCAGCUCUACAGUUAAUACGACUAGCUCUACAUUUAAUACGACUAGUUCUACAGUUAAUACGACUAGCUCUACUGCCAAGGACUAUUACACAAAUGGUGCUGUUGCAACAGAUGCUAAAAACUGUUCAGAUAUUGGUUUGGAAAUGUUAAAAGCAGGAGGGCAUGCUGUAGAUGCUGCUAUCGCAAGUUUAAUUUGCGUAGGAGUGGUAAAUCUGCACUCUACUGGUAUCAGUGGUGGAGGUUUUAUGACGCUGUACGAUAAAGCAAGGAAGAAAACUACAGUGUUUGACUAUAGAGAAACUGGUCCAGCUGGCUUACAUGCAAACUCUUAUGCUCAUGACAAAAACGCCGCAAAAGUAGGUGGAUUAGCAGUCGGCGUUCCUGGAGAGAUCAGAGGUUUAAAGUUAGCUCAUGAAAGGUAUGGAAAAUUACCUUGGUCUCAAUUAUUUGAACCAUCAAUCAAGCUGGCUGAAGAAGGUAUCACGAUCGGAAAGCACAUGGCUUCAAAAUUAUCAAGUUCUACAAAGAAAGCAAUGAUGGCGGAUCCUGGAUUGAAAGAAAUUCUAGUAAAUGAAGAUGGUACGUUCAAAAAAGCGGGAGAUAUUAUUGUUAACAAGAAAUAUGCUGAUACACUCCGAAUACUUAAAGACAAUCCAGAAGAUCUUUACACAGGAAAUAUCUCGAAGUCCUUUUUAAGUGACGUCAACAACAAUAAUGGUAACAUGACGGCGGAAGAUUUGAAAAAUUACAAAGUUUUAGAGAAAGUACCUAUAACCACAACAUUGAAUGGUUUGACACUUCAUACAACUCCUUUACCAGGAGGUGGUUCUGUUUUAAUACACAUCUUAAAUAUGGUAAAAGGCUACAAGUUCAACGCAUCAUAUUUGGACACUGUUGACGAGAAAGUGUUAACAUAUCACAGAAUUGUGGAAAGUUUUAAAUUUAGCUAUUCGAAACGACCACAUCUUGGUGAUCCCAAUAAAGUACCUGUUGAAAAUAAAACCGAAUUCGAUAAAAUGAAAGAAGACAUGAUAAGUCUAGCGAAGGCUGAAAUGAAUCGUAUGAAAGUGAAUGACACUUCCACGCAAAAAAAUAGUUAUUACGAUCAAUUCUUUACGACAAUUGAAGACGAUGGUACUACACAUGUUUCAGUGAUUGAUAAAGAUGGGAAUGCUGUAUCAGCUACGGAUACGAUCAAUUUUGCGUUUGGAGCAAAAUUUCGAUCAAUGAAAACUGGUAUUAUAUACAACAACGAACUAGCUGAUUUUUUCUUAAACUCCACUUACGGUGAUAAAUAUCCAACGCCGUUAUAUAAUGCUCCCGGUGCUGGACGCCGACCUCUUUCAUCGACCUGUCCGUCAAUUUUAGUUGAUAAAGAUGGAAAUGUUGUGAUGGUGGUUGGUGGUUCGGGAGGUACCAGGAUAACACUUUCUACCGCUUGGGUUAUCAUCAAGAAGUUGAUGUUUUCGUACAAUCUAACUUCGGCUGUGGAAGAUGCUCGUCCGCAACACGCAUUUUUUCCAGAAUACAUUCGAAAUGAAAAAGGGUACCUCCUCUCCGACGAUAUUGUGGAGGGAUUAAAAAAAAAGAAUCACAGAAUUCUACAAUCCAGUCUUAAUGCUAUAGUUCAAGGUAUAUAUGUUGACGGUGGGAAAAUUUACGCAAAAUCUGAUCCCAGAAAAGAAGGUGUGGCAGUUGGAUAUUAACUUCGUACACGAAUACAAUGUUACCAUAUUUAAUAAAAGUUAGAAAAUAUGUUCACAACAUUCUAAUUAUAAUUCUACAUUAAUAACACAAACACCGAACCAGCGACAUAAGAGAGAAACAGAUUUUUUAUUUUUUAUAAAUUUUAAAUAAUUACACGUCUUUUAAAUCUUAAAUAUAUUCCUUGAUAUUGCUUUUAUGGCCUGUAUGUGCAGCCUUGUUUCGCGGUGAAGUAGGAAGAGUGAAAUUAAGACUUUCGCUUCUAGUUUUAUUCGGGAAACGUUUUGAAUAAAAAGUGGCAAAAAAUCAAGAGUGAAACGCAAAAUUUUGACUCUAUGGAUUAUUUUUAUGGUAUUCCAGGGAGUUAGGACUUCUAUAGAACACCGAAAACAUUUCAGCGGAACAAUUUCUAGUAGUGAGAAUUUUAAUAGAUGACACAGGUCUGUUAAGCGCUUGAUUGAUUAGCAGAACAAUAUAGCUAGUAGGUGAAAUAAAUGUUCUUUUUCUUCAAUAUGUUUUGAUCUUCUUUAACAACUGACAACUAAAUUUCAUUCUGUAUUUUUGGUAUUUUUUAUUCAACGCCACAAAAAUAUGAUUAUUCUGAGGAAAUAUCUAAAAUACUAUACAUAACAGGGACAUAUAAAAUGAAAUCAAGUCGCUCUUAGGCGCAAAAAAAGUGUAAUAAAUCUUUACCAUAUGGAAGUAAAUUGUAGUCGAAACAAAAGAAAGCCUAAAUCAACGGGGGAUUCGUCAUCAGACUUAAACUACCUAACUUUAAGCAGAAAGACCACAACUGAAACCAUAAAUCUGCUAAUCGAGAAGACGAAAUGUUACUACAACCUUCCAUUCUUCACAAGACAUAAAAAAAACGAUUUUUACAUUUUUUUCGAAAUGAGUUAUAAUAGCCACUACCAUCGUGCAGUCACUGAAUAUGGUCGCCACAAGCCGGAAAGUGGGUCGACUUUUUUUUAAGUAGUUUAAUAUCCCUUGGUGACUUCAAGGCUGCUAGGGCCUUACAAAUUAACUUUUGUCCUGUGUCCAUGAGAGUAUUGGUCCACCUUUACUUUCUAUAUUUCCUUAUCACCUUCAGUGAGCUCAUACAGCUCAUUGGUGAGCCAUAAAGACGUACAUGCUCCUGUUUCCCAAAGGAUUCGAGGAUGAGCCAAGAAACAAGGUUAUAAAUCAGCAUGAAGGUGGAGUACUUGACAAAAUAAUGUUGACCAACGCAAUAAACAA
Molecule: messenger RNA, 3327 nt
Organism: Hydractinia symbiolongicarpus
Lineage: Eukaryota; Metazoa; Cnidaria; Hydrozoa; Anthoathecata; Hydractiniidae
Product: glutathione hydrolase 1 proenzyme-like
Exons: 9
Coding region: 219-2093 (624 amino acids)
Biological process (GO): glutathione catabolic process
Cellular component (GO): plasma membrane
Molecular function (GO): glutathione gamma-glutamate hydrolase
Source: RefSeq, a predicted model, not a curated record